AUGACAGUGGUUGUAAUUAGGAAUUCAUUUUUAUGUCAUUCUGAGAGUGACUACCGUUGCAAUAAGAAUCCUGAUAAUUCUAAAUCCCUUGUAAAGGAGAAUAUUCCUUUACAGGAACGAAAUUUUAUCAAUAAGUAUAUCCAAUUUCAUACGGUUGAUGAUAUGACCACAAUUUAUCAAGAUGGAGAAAUGAACAAUAUUAUUUUGUACAAAGGGAUUAAAACAACAAGAGAUUUCAACACUGCAGGGGGUAACACAACAACAAAAAACCCCUCAAAUCAAAAUGACAAUUCAUUUCAUUCAGAGUACCGUUUGUUAUCUGUUAUUAAAGAAUCAUUGGAUAUAAAUGGAAACAACAAUUAUGUGUUUUAUACACUUCACUUCCCUUGUUCAAGUUGCUUUACAGAUAUUGAAAAUUUUUAUAAACAAUUUCAACAACAAUCAGAAAGCAAAGAACUAGACAUAUCUGCAAAGAAACCUAGCUAUAUACACUCUAAUUUUCCUCCAUUGGAUCAACCUAAAAAAAAAUAUUUAGAUAUUAAUCAUCCUUCCAAUCCUCUCACACCUAGAAAUUUUAAAAUGGGAGUUUGGGGUACUUCAAAUUUGGAAUUCAUCCCUAAAGAAAAGAACCAUAUUCAAGAUCUAUUGUUGUUAUUUUCUUUUCAAUGGGAUCAAGACUGGGAGCAUUUUAAAUUGAUAAAACAAGCUGAUUCUAAUAAUUUUAAAGUAGAAAUAGUUGGUGGAAAAGUGUCAAGAGAUGAUUUUCGAUCAAUUGAACCAUGGAAUGCUUUUUUGAAAGAUAAAACAACCCCAGAAGAAACAAAAGAAUUUGGGGAAAUAUUAAGUAGUAGCCGAGUUUAUGACGAAGAAAAUCUAAAGGGAUAG
This is a messenger RNA of Cavenderia fasciculata, 885 nucleotides long. RefSeq lists its product as uncharacterized. Bases 1 to 885 code for a protein of 294 amino acids. The transcript has 6 exons. The record is from RefSeq and is a predicted model, not a curated record. Lineage: Eukaryota; Evosea; Eumycetozoa; Acytosteliales; Cavenderiaceae.